Myotis lucifugus (little brown bat) is the source of this 1613-nucleotide messenger RNA. Its product is annotated as keratin, type I cuticular Ha7-like. The coding region runs from base 1 to 1323 and encodes 440 amino acids. Lineage: Eukaryota; Metazoa; Chordata; Mammalia; Chiroptera; Vespertilionidae. Gene Ontology annotation, molecular function: structural molecule activity. The transcript has 7 exons. The record is from RefSeq and is a predicted model, not a curated record.
AUGACUUCCUUCUACAUGACCUCAAGCCAGCCUCUGGGCAGCAUCCAGAAUCCUGGAGAAAUAAAUAUCUGCCCCUCCUCCGUUGAUGUUGGGUACCACCCUGGCUUAGAGGAAAAGGCUGCCUGCCAGGGCCUCCUGGCCAGCCUGGCACAUGUCAACCGAGUUCGAGUGGGGACCACCCCGCUGGGCCGACCCAAUCUCUGUCUGCCCAACAGCUGCCACAAUGCUUGCCCCUUGCCAGGAACCCGCAACAUUCCUGCCAACAUUGGAAGCUGUGGGGCCUACGGUGAAGGCACCCUGAACGGCCAUGAGAAGGAGACCAUGCAGUUCCUGAACGACCGCCUGGCCAACUACCUGCAGAAGGUGCGGCAGCUGGAGCAGGAGAACGCGGAGCUGGAGACCAAGAUCCGAGAGUGGAGCAAAUGCCAUGAGACCACCAUGUGCCCCAACUACCAGUGCUACUUCCAGACCAUCGAGGAGCUCCAGCAGAAGAUCCUGUGCACCAAAUCUGAGAAUGCCAGGCUGGUUAGCCAGAUUGACAACGCCAAGCUGGCUGCCGAUGACUUUAGGAUCAAGCACGAGAGUGAGCACUCCCUGCGCCUGCUGGUGGAGGCGGACAUGUGUGGGAUGCACAAGCUCCUGGAUGACCUGAGCCUGGCCAAGGCCGACCUGGAGGCCCAGCAGGAGUCCCUGAAGGAGGAGCAGCUCUGCCUCAAGAGCAACCACGAGAAGGAAGUGAACAUUCUGAAGUGCCAGCUGGGAGACAGGCUCCGGAUUGAGCUGGACACGGAGCCCACCGUGGACCUGAGCAGGGUGCUGGAGGAGAUGCGGUGCCAGUACGAGACCAUGGUGGAGACCAACCGGCGUGACGUGGAGCAGUGGUUCGAAGCUCAGUCUGAAGGCAUCAGCCUGCAGGCCUCAUCCUGCUCUGAGGAGCUGCAGUGCUGCCAGUCGGAGAUCCUGGAGCUGAGAUGCACGGUGAACGCCCUGGAGGUGGAGCGCCAAGCCCAGCACCAUCUGAAAGACUGUCUGCAGAACUCCCUGUGUGAGGCUGAGGCCCGCUUCGGCACUGAGCUGUCCCAGAUGCAGUGCCUGAUCAGCACCGUGGAGGAGCAGCUGGCCGAGAUCCGCUGCGACCUGGAGCGGCAGAACCAGGAGUACCAGGUGCUGCUGGAUGUCAAGGCCCGGCUGGAGUGUGAGAUCGCCACGUACCGGAACCUUCUGGAGAGCGAGGACUGCAAACUCCCCUGCAAUCCCUGCUCUACACCUGCCUCCUGUACCCUUCGUCCAAGCUGCCCCCCUCCGGCCUGUGGGUCUUCAUGAGAGCCGACUCUGAAAGUCUGAGUUCCAACGCAGGAGGUCACGGCUGCCUGUCCUGGGGCUAGGAUCGCCCUCACCUUGCUUAGUCUUUCUCUAGAAAUACCAAACCCACUGGAGGCAUUUUCACUGAAUCAAAGGGCAGCAGACAACUUCUAAGUAGUGGCUUCGUAUCUGUGCCUUAGGCUGAUUUUUAAAAACAUUGCAUUGUCUUCCACUGAAACUAUUGUUUUCCCCCCUAGUCUCUCUUCUGGGAUUUUCAUUCUACUCCAGUGCUUCUGAAUCUUCUAAAAUGU